Messenger RNA from Eublepharis macularius, 1545 nucleotides. RefSeq names its product cyclic nucleotide binding domain containing 1 (gene CNBD1). The record is from RefSeq and is a predicted model, not a curated record. Bases 1 to 1545 code for a protein of 514 amino acids. NCBI's taxonomy places the organism in Eukaryota, Metazoa, Chordata, Lepidosauria, Squamata, Eublepharidae. The transcript is spliced from 12 exons.
AUGAAGUUCAGUGCUGAUAAAGGUAAUAAGAUGCACACUGGAACAAAAAGUCCUAAUUUUAAAUAUAUGCUGGUGGAUUCUGAACUGGCUGAGAUCAAGAUUGAAAGAGAUGUUGAAGUUAUAGUGGAAAGCCUCAAUGAAAAUGUUGAAUUCAAAUUAAAUUCAGUGGUGUAUGACUAUACCACUGAAGAAGCUCAUCAAAAGUUUAUGAAACUAUAUCCUAGAAUCUUCAUUGAACCAAAACCUGUCUUGCCAGGAAUUCCUACAAAAAGAACAAAAGGGGUACAUACCUGUGAAGUCAAUAAUGUCAAUGAAUUUGGUGAAGAUUCUCACAACAUAACCCUGUACUUGAAUAAAAUUAAAACUCCCCAGACGGUGCAGUUUGGCUCUCAGGAAUACAUAGAGAAGAUGAUAAUCCUAAGUAAGAUGCUCAAGAAAAUCCCUAUUCUAAGAUCUCCUGAAGAAAAUGAGAUCGUAUACCAGACCCUCAAACUUAUUCCUGACAUUAAUGACCAACUUUCGGAUGAAGAGUUGAGAGAACUCAUGGCAUGUAUUGUAAGGGAAUACUGGGUGAAAGGAAGUACAGUGGAUGGAAGCCAGGGGUUCUAUGCGAUACUUAGAGGCUCUGCUAGACCACAGACAAAGUAUUACAAAAAACUUCUUGGAGGACAUUUUGUUUCUUCUAGUGUGAUGCUUUGCUCCCGAAGUAUAACUCAACUAUCCUACACAUCAUCCCAAACACUGCUUGGCGUAGGAAGUUGUUUUGGAACUCUGAUACCACUUCCAACAAGGUUGCAAAUUGAUGCACUAACAGUUAUCACUGAGGAGAACUGUGACAUUCUCAAAAUUUCCUCCGUGGAAUAUUUAAGAGUAAAAGAGGAAUUAGCAAAGCGUGGAAAACUUGCCAAAGAAGAAUUAAUCCGUGGAUCUCCAUUUUAUCAAAACUGGCCUUUGGUAUUUAUCUUUCAGCUGGCUGCUCACCUAAAAUGGAAGAAGUUUCCAAAAGGACAUGUGUUGAUGAAAGUUGGAGAAAUAAGCAAAUAUGUAGGCUUCAUUAAAUCUGGAUAUUGCAAUGCAUUCCGAACCGUUCCAGCUCUUAUGAAGUUACCGCUGGGGAAAAUGAUUAAACGGAUGAGACAAGUCCUCAUUGGUAAAUUGCAUCCAAGACAGUCUUUUGGGGAAGUGAGCAUUCUUUUUCAGAUCCCAUCUACCUAUACACUGAAAACAGCAACCCCUGUUGAACUGGGGCUUAUUGAAGCAUCUGACAUCUCUGAUUUAGAUCCAGUUACACAGAUGCUGCUCCUGCAGACUGUCCGACCAUCAUUUGAAAAUAUCACAAAAGAUACUCUGAAGCUCGAUUAUAUAAGAAAGGAACUGGAAGCAGAGUGGAAGAGCACAAAGGACAUGACUUUGAAUGAUGUAUUAUUUCACAGUGGAAUCACCCCUGGAGCUGGAAAAUGGAUCCACCAGCACAUUCGUUUUGAGAAGGGUGAGAAAGAACAUCAGGCAGGUCUUCAUUUUGCUACUUAUCGAAAAUCCAUGUAG